Messenger RNA from Lytechinus pictus (painted urchin), 1368 nucleotides. RefSeq names its product fibropellin-1-like. The coding region runs from base 1 to 1368 and encodes 455 amino acids. Gene Ontology annotation, molecular function: calcium ion binding. Lineage: Eukaryota; Metazoa; Echinodermata; Echinoidea; Temnopleuroida; Toxopneustidae. The transcript has 11 exons. The record is from RefSeq and is a predicted model, not a curated record.
AUGGAUGGUGCGAUGCCGAUGCGGGAGUCCCGAUACGCGGCCGAUGGCUCCCUCGACCCAAACGUUGAAGAGAAGUUAAACCUUGGCAUACAGUGGGGUCAUCUGCAAACUAAGAAGCGUGAGAAACGAGCCAAGAAACAACGGGACAUACUGCGUAUCCUGCUUGCUGGUUUGGCACUGAUGGUGUGUGCCGUGAUCGCUCUUGGCCUCGCACUUUACUUCACCAUAAGAGACCAGUCGUCCAACCCCAUCGAGAGUACAACAGGUGCCAUGCUGGGAACAACAUCCGGAACCUAUCUGACUACUCCAAAGGGCAUACCUCCAGGGUUUAAUACAACGGAAAUUGAAAUAAUGAUCUCACUAAACGAUCGUAACUUCACCUCAGAUCUCAACGAUAAUACAUCUAUGGCCUACGUGGAAAUAUCAAAUAAUGUUAUCAACGCUGUUGAUAAGCAGUAUGUCAACGAUACAUCUUACGUUGGAACAUCGAUAUUACGCAUAAGCCCUGGCAGCAUUCAAGUGGUCGUCAUUGUGCUGUUUCAAGUGCCGAUGGAAGAAGAAGAACGUGUUCAACUCAUAACAGUUAUAUUGUCUGAGCUUCAGAACAAUAUGAUUGAAGCAGCUAAUUCGAUCUCAAAUGAUACAUCCGUGGAAGUCAUCACAUCUGGAUGUGAGACUGAACCUUGUGCAAACGGCGGAGAGUGUACAGCGGUGGGAUCUAACUCAGUGGAAUACACGUGCACGUGUGCAGCUGGCUACAUGGGGAGCUCCUGCUUAUCAGACAUUGAUGAAUGUGCAAUUGUUGGAGCUUGUAGCAAUCGGGGAGUCUGUGAUAAUACGAUUGGAUCGUAUUCCUGUGAAUGUAUAUCAGGGUGGCAGGGAACAGACUGCGAUAAUGAUGUUGAUGAAUGCGAGAUUGAAAGUCCAUGUAGAAAUGGUGCGGUAUGUAAUAACAUACCAGGGUCAUUUGACUGCGAAUGUGCUCCCGGAUACACUGGCAGUGUUUGUGAACUUGAAAUAAACGAAUGCGAGAGCAAUCCAUGUUUAAAUGAUGGAGAAUGCGUCAAUGAAGAAGGAGCAUAUAGUUGUAGAUGCUCUGCCGGGUUUACUGGAGAUACCUGUGAGAAGAAUAUUGAUGACUGUGAUCCUAACCUAUGUGAGAACGGAGCAGCCUGUGUGGAUGGUAUCAACUCUUUCACUUGCCAGUGUGUUGACGGUUAUACUGGUUUUCAGUGUGAAUCAGAUAUUGAUGACUGUGAUCCUAACCUAUGUGAGAACGGAGCAGCCUGUGUGGAUGGUAUCAACUCUUUCACUUGCCAGUGUGUUGACGGUUAUACUGGUUUUCAGUGUGAAUCAGGUAUUUCUUAA